Molecule: messenger RNA, 1551 nt
Organism: Ruditapes philippinarum (Manila clam)
Lineage: Eukaryota; Metazoa; Mollusca; Bivalvia; Venerida; Veneridae
Product: semaphorin-5B-like
Exons: 10
Coding region: 333-1472 (379 amino acids)
Cellular component (GO): cell periphery
Source: RefSeq, a predicted model, not a curated record
AUAAUGUCAAUAUACAACGCCGAUAAUGUAAAUCUAUGUUACGACCAAAAGACUGCGGUGAUAAUUUAUCACAUGUUAAGUGGCAUGCGCCGAUAAUCUUAACAUACAAUAAUUUUACGAGCAAGAGGCAUGCGCCGAUAAUGUACUGAGUCUUGUAUUCGGGACCGACAGCUCAUUUAAAUGGUUUGAUACUAAAAUACCUUAAUUUAAAAAUGUGAAGGUCGAACUUGAAAGCAAGAUACGUCCAUUAUACAAAUUUAGCGGCGCAAAGAUAAGAACCUUAUAACCCAAUUUUGUGAUGAAUAAUUAUAAAUAAAAUUAGAUUGUACGCUAUGUUUAUUUUGCUAUUUAUUACGUUAACACUACAUGUUAUAUGCUCUAUAUCAGGUGACAGAGGGCCGGUGUGUUAUAGCUGUCAGUCUGUAAGUGACAUUUCAUCAUGCUCUACCGUGGACAGGUGUAACAAACAACAGGUUUGCUCCAUAGAAACUGAUUUGCUAAAUGCAGGAAAACUUAAUCUUGGAUGCAAGGAUACAAAUAAUUGCAGUAAUUACAGAACCGACUUUACAUGUAGUUCUUGUUGCCAUGGAGAUCUCUGCAACAAUAAAGGAUGUGAUAUCAAAGAAUUGCCGCAUCAACAAGGGCCGAUCUGCUACACCUGUCACGACCAGUAUACAGCUAAUGAAUGUUCAGAAGUUACCCAAUGCGCAGUGGACGAGGCAUGUAUGUUAGCAAGGGUUUUAACAGGAGACAGUGUCAUGUUUAAUGGAUAUUGUGUCAACAAAUUUGUCUGUCCCUCAGAUGAAAUGAUUGCUGUUGGUAAAAGAGAACUGGAAACGUACAGAAAGAGACAAGAUUUUACGCUUGACUGCAUGAAAUGUUGCUAUGACAACCUUUGUAAUGAUAUAGAUUGUAAUAGUGCGGGAAAUACGAACGCACCAGUUAUAGACAAACUUACCAGCACAGCACAAACGAGAACUGACCCAACGACAGUGGUAUUAUCAACAUUGCCCCGACAAGUGGAUGGUCAGUUUGGAAGUUGGUCCAGCUGGACUCCAUGUCCAUAUAGCUGUGGUAAAGACGGUAUCCAACAUAGAUUUCGCCAUUGUGACAAUCCACCGCCGCAGAACGGAGGAAGUAAUUGCAUUGGACGUAAAAUUGACACACAAUUGUGUCACAAUGAUCCUUGUUGUACAGGACCACCAGUCAUAACUUACAUUGACAAAGACACGUUUGCUCAUGCUGGUGACUUUGUGACCAUUCAUUGCAAUGCAACCCACGCGGAUAGCAUACUUUGGGAAGGACCGAAGAUAGUUGGACAUCAGUUUCCUGACAACGUGGAGGUUAUAUCUGGUGCAAACCUGCUCGUUUUCAGUGGUAUUGCCCAUGAUAAUACUGGCAUUUACAGAUGUGUGGCUCAAAAUUCUUGUGGCGCUACAUCCAGAUACGUUAAGGUUGAUCUGAUUCAGUAGUGUAAAUGAACAAUGAAUAAAUUUUGUUGUGAAAUGCAAUUAUAGUUUCAAUAAAAUUUCUUGAGAAAAAGCAAAAUAA